Messenger RNA from Penicillium salamii, 1071 nucleotides. The record is from the annotation of a GenBank genome assembly. NCBI's taxonomy places the organism in Eukaryota, Fungi, Ascomycota, Eurotiomycetes, Eurotiales, Aspergillaceae.
AUGUCGGCAUUGACAGCGCAGAUUCGUCCACGUAUGCUGGCAGCCCGGCAGGGCGCUAUUCGCAGCUUCGCAACGACGCGGUAUCUCCGCACGGACGCUGCUUCGUUAGCUGCGUCAUUCUUGUCGCGCUUUCAAUCUCUGGGGCCGCAGGUUCGCACACAAACGAUAGACGCCAACCAACUCCAGCUCCUCACUCUCACACUUGAUCGCCCAAACCUCUUCCCGGACACUCCCUCACUAUCCAAUGGCGCCUCAACCCCGCAACCCGCAACCCCAGUGCCGCCAGGUUACCACCUAGCGUAUUUCACGCCCGCAUUUUUGGAAAAUGAACUUGGCGCAGACGGAACAGAUGCCUCAUAUAACCCAGAGACGCCAUUCACGCGACGUAUGUGGGCAGGGGGUGAGGUACUGUGGCCCCGCGGCGCGGAUGGGAAAUCUAACCUGUUGCGCGUGGGACAGCAGGUCCAAGAGACAACGCGGGUGUUGAGUGCAGAGCCAAAGGUGGUGAAGAAGACAGGUGAAGACAUGAUCGUUGUUGGAGUUGAGAAGGAAUUUGCCAACGAACAUGGCGUAUCAAUCGUUGACCGACGAAACUGGGUGUUCCGCAAAGCGCUCCCAAUCCCAUCUACAUCAACACCUAGUCCCGUUCUCCCACCAUCAACAUCGCACUUGGCAACCCCGAAUCCUACCUCAGCCGACAUCUCGACCGAGGGGAACACCCAUACCCGCACUCUGGUGCAGACACCCGUGACCUUGUUCCGCUUCUCUGCCCUGACGUUUAACCCUCAUAAGAUUCAUUAUUCGUUGCCCUGGGCCAGGGAUGUAGAAGGACACAGGGAUGUUGUUGUCCAUGGUCCGUUGAACCUGAUUUCGAUUCUUGAUCUAUGGCGUGACACCAAGGGCCGGAAUGCUACAGAUCAUAGCGUAGUUGUCCCCGAGCGUAUCUCGUAUCGAGCGACGAGCCCGCUAUAUGCGGGCGACGAAUAUCGCAUUGUGCUCGAUGAAGGCGAGGAAACAAAGGUACAGAUCAUCGGUCCUAGUGGGGUCGCAAUGAAGGCCGAAAUCAUUUAG